Messenger RNA from Nicrophorus vespilloides, 1558 nucleotides. RefSeq names its product beta-1,4-glucuronyltransferase 1-like. Lineage: Eukaryota; Metazoa; Arthropoda; Insecta; Coleoptera; Silphidae. Bases 146 to 1483 code for a protein of 445 amino acids. The record is from RefSeq and is a predicted model, not a curated record. The transcript has 3 exons.
CCCCAUCAAAAACAACAAACCCCGUGAAUGAAUGGCACACCACUACUACUUUGUGUGUGUGUGAGAGAGAAGGGCUGUGAUUGAGAUUUUAAACGAGACCAAAGUAGAGGAGGAGGAAAAGUAAGAUGCGAUUGUGAAUUGAAAGAUGCGAUGUAACCGCAGAUUGUUAUGUGUGAAAGUAAAGAGUUUCCUGCUGCUGCUCGUCGUACUGCCCUCGUUCAUAUUUUUGGUAACGUUUAUUAGUAGACGACCCUCGAUUUUAAAUAGUGUAUUAUAUCGUGCAGUCGAUUUGAAUGUGGCGAACGCGCAAUUCCGACCCGGCCACUUUCUGAACGAGUACAGGGUGAGUAACGAGAGCUACUGCACUUUCAAGUACAACUUACCGGAUAAAUUUCGUUAUGCGGAGACGGACUUGGAGUAUAGUCCUGAACUCGCAGCCAAAAGCUCGUAUAGGGUUCUGUACAACGUGCUGGAAGCGAAGGAAACUUUGAAUUCUAGUGCGCCGGUGACGUACGCCACCCACGUUACACCUGAGUUUAUCAACUACAUAUCAGAAAUAGCUCGGCAUUGGGACGGUUUGAUCAGCGUCGCUGCUUUUGUCCCGGACGAUGACGCCGACUUUAUCACUUCGCAACUCCUACAGAUUUGUCAAUGUCUACCGGAGAUGUCAAAAGUCUCCGUUCACUAUGUUUUUCCUAAAUCGUACCCACCGUACAUCAAGAACCAUUCGAUCCCUACGACGUGCACCCUACAGGACUCUUCCACCCAUUCAACAUAUCGUACAACAAACAAACUUCCAUAUCCUGUGAACAUCGGGAGGAACGUGGCCCGACGUGCUUCCAAGACGGACUACGUGCUUGUAUCCGACGUUGAACUGAUGCCCAGCGACAGAUUAGCUUCCAAAUUCGAAGACAUGAUGAAGCAGUUCGCAAGCUUGAGACGUCUCAGUUUUCCGUCCCGCGUAUUCGUUGUACCUGUAUUCGAGAUUGAAGAGUUCGAAGCCAUUCCGAGGAGUAAAGAUGAACUGGUCAAGCUCAUCAGAGAGGAGAAAGCUUUGUACUUCCACAGGCACAUAUGUUCCCAUUGCCAAAAGUUUCCCGGACUCGAAACUUGGAUCCAGCACGAAGCAAACGGACUGCUGAAGCCUCUCAUGGUCGUGAAGAGGGAAUAUCCCUUUCAUCGCUGGGAACCAAUUUACAUCGGAACCAAAAACGAACCGUUUUACAGCGAGCGCCUUUCGUGGGAAGGAAAACAAGAUAAAAUGACCCAAAUGUUGGAGAUGUGCCUUAAAGGAUACGUAUUCAUUAUACUCGACAAUGCAUUUCUGAUCCAUUGGCCCGGUGUCAAACGAAAAUCGCCGGAAAUGAAGUUGAAGGCCAAAUGGAGGCUUCCUUACUUAAUGAAAAACACUAGACAAUAUAAUCAAAUAAUAAGUCACUUAGCCACUACCCAUAAGAAUAAUCCUAAGUGCAAGUUACAAUAAGUUACAAUACUUCCAGUAAUACGAAUAAUGGAAGAUACUAAAGAUCCUAGUGAGAAUAUUUCUAUAAGAAAUUUA